This is a messenger RNA of Canis lupus familiaris (dog), 980 nucleotides long. It is a transcript of the gene SNRPB2, whose product is annotated as small nuclear ribonucleoprotein polypeptide B2. Bases 92 to 769 code for a protein of 225 amino acids. The transcript is spliced from 7 exons. Gene Ontology annotation, biological process: mRNA splicing, via spliceosome. Gene Ontology annotation, cellular component: U1 snRNP. The record is from RefSeq and is marked validated. Lineage: Eukaryota; Metazoa; Chordata; Mammalia; Carnivora; Canidae. Gene Ontology annotation, molecular function: U1 snRNA binding.
GCGUAACUUCCGGUAGUGGCUCCGUUUCCGGCCUUCGGUUCGCCCGGGACCGGCGCAGGCCUCCGGCAAUUUGAACAGUUUAACUGCAAACAUGGAUAUCAGACCAAAUCAUACAAUUUACAUUAACAAUAUGAAUGACAAAAUUAAAAAAGAAGAAUUGAAGAGAUCCCUAUACGCCCUGUUUUCUCAGUUUGGCCAUGUGGUAGAUAUUGUAGCUUUAAAGACCAUGAAGAUGAGGGGGCAAGCCUUUGUUAUUUUUAAGGAACUGGGCUCAUCCACAAAUGCCUUGAGACAGUUACAAGGAUUUCCAUUUUAUGGCAAACCAAUGCGAAUCCAGUAUGCAAAAACAGAUUCGGAUAUAAUAUCUAAAAUGCGUGGCACUUUUGCUGACAAAGAAAAGAAGAAGGAAAAGAAAAAAGCAAAAACUGUGGAACAGACUGCAACCACUGCAAGCAAAAAGCCUGGUCAGGGAACACCAAAUGCAGCAAAUACCCAAGGAAAUUCAACACCAAAUCCUCAGGUCCCUGAUUACCCUCCAAACUAUAUUUUAUUCCUCAACAAUUUACCAGAAGAGACUAAUGAGAUGAUGUUGUCUAUGCUGUUUAAUCAGUUUCCGGGCUUCAAAGAAGUACGUUUGGUACCCGGAAGGCAUGACAUUGCUUUUGUUGAAUUUGAAAAUGAUGGACAGGCUGGAGCUGCCAGGGAUGCUUUACAGGGAUUUAAAAUCACACCGUCCCAUGCCAUGAAGAUCACAUAUGCCAAAAAAUAACAUAUGGCAUAGUUGUCUUUAAAGGACUUGGUGUUAUUUAAAGUGUUUGUCUUGAUAACAUUUGGUCAGGCCAUUUUAAUAGUUGGGAUGUGGGUGAGUGAAAGAAAUUCUUGUGAAUUUUAAAAAAUAACUUAGUUUUUGUUUAGCCUUAUUGAGCUAUGAAAUAUGAAGGCCUCAAUUUUGUACAAUAAACUUUUAUUCGUAUUCUAUA